Molecule: messenger RNA, 630 nt
Organism: Dictyostelium discoideum AX4
Lineage: Eukaryota; Evosea; Eumycetozoa; Dictyosteliales; Dictyosteliaceae
Gene: pncA
Exons: 2
Coding region: 1-630 (209 amino acids)
Molecular function (GO): nicotinamidase activity; hydrolase activity, acting on carbon-nitrogen (but not peptide) bonds, in linear amides
Source: RefSeq, a predicted model, not a curated record
AUGUCUUGCUUAUUAAUUAUUGAUGUCCAAAAUGAUUUUAUGAAAGAUGGCAGUUUAGAAGUAGAGAAUGCAAAUGAUAUAAUAAAACCAAUAAACGAUAUCCGUAAUAAUUGUUCAUUCGAUUUAGUUGCUUUAUCAAAAGAUUGGCACCCAGAAAACCAUAUUUCAUUUGCAUCAACUCAUAACAAAAAACCAUAUGACUCCAUUAUAACAAAAUCAAAUAAUACACAACUUUUAUUUCCUGAUCAUUGUAUUCAAAAUACAAAAGGUAGUGAAAUUAAUAAAGAUUUAAUUGUAAAAGAUAAAGAUAUAAUAAUAAAUAAAGGAUUGGAUAAAGAAGUUGAUAGUUUUUCAUCAUUUUAUGAUAAUGAUAAAAAAUCAAAAACUGAAUUACAUGAUAUAUUAAAAAAACAUUCAAUUGUUAAUGUUUACAUUUGUGGUUUGGCAACUGAUUUCUGCGUGUUGGCUAGUUGCUUGGAUUCAGUUAGUUGUGGUUUUAAAACUUAUUUCAUAGAAGAUUGCUCAAAAGGUGUUUCAAAGAAUGGUACCGAUCAAUCAUUACAGAAAAUGAAAGAUAAUGGUAUCAUCUUUAUAAAUUCUUUAGAUUUAAUUCAAAAUAAAAAUAAUUAG